This is a messenger RNA of Pygocentrus nattereri (red-bellied piranha), 2398 nucleotides long. RefSeq names its product transmembrane protein with metallophosphoesterase domain (gene tmppe). The transcript has 5 exons. Gene Ontology annotation, molecular function: hydrolase activity. The coding region runs from base 378 to 1676 and encodes 432 amino acids. Lineage: Eukaryota; Metazoa; Chordata; Actinopteri; Characiformes; Serrasalmidae. The record is from RefSeq and is a predicted model, not a curated record.
CUCUGGCCACGCCUCCUGUGAAGCUUGACGCAGUGCUGUUGCCUUUGAACUCCGGAACAGUCAUGUGGUCCUUUUAACCGUCUACUACACAGCUUGGCGACGCGGGCCGGCCGUGUAGGUUCUGUGUGGGUUCUGUGUGGGUUCUGUGUGGGGGUCGGCGCGGGAGUCGGCGCAGGCUUUAGCGGCGUUAGGGAGGCUGGGUGGCGGUAAUCUCGACGUGUAGGUCGUUGUUUGCGGAAGUGCACCUCCUCACCUUAACGGGCUGUCAUGAGGGGCGCUGCGUGUUUUAGCAGCUCUGCUUGUCCGUCAUGGUAAAACAGUUCAAGGUUCGUUUAUAAAGGCUGCAUUAUAGCGCUUGACCUGCGUGUAGUACAGACAUGUUCGGCUUCGCUCGCCUGUCUGCCGAGGGGAAAGUGGGACUCGCCACGGGGGUCGUGUUUUUCUCUAUGCUCAUAUCUAGAACGCUGCUAUCGGACCUGGUGGACAUAGAGACGCGGGCUUCUCUGUUCCGAGUGCAGUUUCUCCUCUUCAUUAACUCCUUGCUGCUCCUGGGCUCGCUGUAUAUCUGGAAGCGCCUGGUGAGGCGCCUCUAUGGCUCCAGACCGGCUCCCCGGACGUGGCCUCAUAGAUGCUGGCGUGCGGCUGUGCUGCUGCUCCUGGUCCUCGCUCACUGCAGCUACCUCAGCAUGUUUUACCUGGUGGACACGGAGCCCCACUGGCUCGCUCUACUGAGCUACACGUGCUUAGGCGUUUACAUCAUUCUUGUAUUCUUCCUGGUGGCAUUUAGCUGCGUGAGUCGGCUGUGCUCCUCCAGUUCAGACGGCCAGGAUGGGUCAGCGAUCGGUCAGACAGUUCUGGCCUUGAUGGUGACCGCACUGUUGACUGUGUAUGGAUUAUUUAAUGCCGCACAGCCACCGCAGGUCGUGGAGGUGGAAGUUCCAGUGGAGAAGCUGCCUGCCUCUAUGGAUGGCCUCAAGAUAGUUCUGCUGUCAGAUAUACACCUGGGACCUACAAUUGGGCGGUCCAAACUACAGCUCAUUGUUACCAUGGUGAAUCAUCUGGAACCAGAUGUGGUGGUGAUCGUCGGUGAUCUGACAGACUCUCAGGUGAGCCGGUUGAGGACUGCUGCAGAACCUUUGGGGCUCAUCCAAGCCCGGCUGGGCUCCUACUUUGCUACAGGUAAUCAUGACUACUACACUGCUGAUGUGGAGAGCUGGUUUGAGUUCUUGAGCUCAAAGGGAAUCCAACCACUUCACAACAGCCACGCUCGAGUGUUCCGCCCUGGUCAAAGCCAAGAUUGGAUCUGUCUUGCUGGCGUUGAUGAUCUAGAGGCCAGCAUGCUACGGUAUCCUGGUCAUGGGAUGGACAUCGAGAAGGCUCUGAGUGGUUGCAGUAAAGAUAAUCCCAUUGUUCUUUUGGCUCAUCAGCCUCAUGCUGCUAAAAAGGCCCUCCAGCAAAGGCCAGAUAUCAACUUGGUACUGUCAGGUCACACCCACGCUGGCCAGAUGUUCCCCCUCACUCUCUUGGCAUUCCUGGUGAACCCGUAUUUCUGUGGACUCUACCGUGUUUCCGAACACACUAUGGUCUACGUUACCCCAGGAACGGGCUAUUAUGGCAUUCCAAUGAGAAUCGGGAGCCGUGCAGAGAUCACUCAGAUCAUACUAAGACCUACCUGACCUUACCUGCCAGACACACACACACACACACGCAUGCUUGAAUUGGACCACUACGUGCCAUUAAUUUAAUGAAGACUGAUGGAGUACCAGCACUUUUUGUAGUAUACCAGGAUGUCUGAUUUGCCACACUGUGAGCUCCACCACAAAAUUGUAAUGUGCCUAAAUAGCCAUCAAUCAUAGGCAUUGUCCUGCAGCGUAGGGUCAGCAUGAUCAUUCGUCCUCUGUACCACUGCUGAUAUAUUCAUCAACUGCUGUACUUACCACGUCCCAGAGCUUAGAAAGGGUUAGUCUUUGCUGACUAGCUAGAAAAAAAAGAAAUGAGGUGUGCCAGAAUUCUGUUACAGUGAGCUCGUUUAGCAGCGGUGCUACUUUUAAAAUGAAGAAAUGGAAACGUGGCUGCAUCAAAGAGCCUGUUUACACUUAGCCGCCUCAUGGAUGUUGAAUCCACAUGAUUCCCAGAUAAAAAUUUGUCCAAAUGCAUCUAAUCUAGGCAAAUACAAAGCUCCACGCUGCUUUUCCCACGUUAUGAAAUGCCAUAAUUUCCGUUUUUGUUCUUUGCAGUUUUGUAGUUCAGAAGAACAAAAGGGAGAAACUACGCUGCACAAUUAUUAGGCAAGUCUUAUUUUUGAGGUUUAUUUUUAUUAAUGACCAGCUACAGCGCUCUCGUUUAAUCCAAAAUGUUAAACCUCAAACAUGAAUGUUUAAGGAAGUAAAAGUGAGGU